AUGAAACGUUCUGACAAGGAUGUCUCUGUUGGCGAGUACGACCCGGUGACAGGGCUGACGCACAUCACACACCAUCGCGGCCGUCUAUUGUUUAACAUGGGUGCUAGCUUUAAGAAGCGACAGCGUCGAGGGCUUUCAGUUGAUAAUAUUCCCAAGGCAUUGCCCCCCUCGACCUCAAUUGGAACCUUCACGGGACUCUCACUGUACCCAGAGGAGGCCUACUAUUUGUUACAACAAGGAGCAAUAAUAAUCUACAUUAUGCCUCACGAUGGCAAUGAUGCCCAUGAGAUAAACCUUGCUGCCUUUACCGACAUGUUAUCUAAUAAUGCACACGUGUCCCUUUCCUGUGUAGAGGUGUACUCUUAUCUUAAGGAACAAAAGCUGCAUCCUCGUCGCUGCCUCGAGCCAUUACCGCAAACUUUCUCAGGAGGAAACGAUCCUAGCAUACCUCGACAUUGGGUGAGUGGUGAGCGUUUCAACGUCGCUUUCGAAGUCUGGAAGACGGUGUCAGUAAAUGCUAAACCGAGCAACGUCAAGCCAAAAAGAAAACAGAAGACGCUAGUGCUUGUAUUUCGGGUUGUCGUGUGUCGCUUUGGAGACGCAGCACCGACCCCCCGAAUAAUACGUGCUGCUACGCGAUGCAACGAAGCACUUGACGGCAUAAGUAUGAGUAGUCAAGUUCCGUUAAAAUUAGCAGUUGUACAUCAUGAUGGUAGCGUCGUGCUCUUCUCGAUAAGUGUACCUGCUACAAGUGCAUCUGAAUUAGCAAUAAAAUACCAUCAGACCAUAGCAACACAGAAAGUUAUCGUCAACGCUGAAUAA
This is a messenger RNA of Plasmopara halstedii, 822 nucleotides long. RefSeq names its product tRNA-splicing endonuclease, subunit Sen54, N-terminal. Bases 1 to 822 code for a protein of 273 amino acids. The transcript has a single exon. The record is from RefSeq and is a predicted model, not a curated record. Gene Ontology annotation, biological process: tRNA-type intron splice site recognition and cleavage. Gene Ontology annotation, cellular component: tRNA-intron endonuclease complex. Lineage: Eukaryota; Oomycota; Peronosporomycetes; Peronosporales; Peronosporaceae.